AUGGCAUCCUUAACCCCCAAAGAACGUAAAGAAGAAGUGACAGGAUCUGCCAUGUCGGAAGGCGUGAUGAAUGGUAGCAUCGUUCUCGGCACCGCGAUGGGUGGCCUCUUUGUGGCCAUGCGGAACCCAAACUUUCGAAAGUUUACAAACUGGCAAUCGAGAACUGCAAUCGUCAUCAUGCCCGCACUCUUCACCUUUGCUCUGACCAGCGAACUCAAAAUGGACCACCGGAUGCACGAAGUGGCCGAAGAGACCGAAUUUGCCAUGAAAUCCGUCGAAUGGGCCGACCAAGAAAUGCGACGACGACAGAGGGCAAUGGGCAAGGAAGCACAAGACAGGAGAGCCAUGUACCGACAAGCCGUAUUGGGAUCGGGAAUUACUGUGGUGGAUACACCGGAAUUGCAAUCGCAUCACAAAGCUGCCAAUUUCAUUCAAACGAACCCUUUCAAAUGCAUUGGGGCAGUUGCUGUUCCAGGCGUGGCCUACGUGUUUCGGGCGCAAAAGAAGCAAGAACACUUGUCACUGCAAAUGAAGUUACUGCACACGCGAGUCUUGGGUCAAGCUACUGUUUUGAUCACUUUGCUUGGCAUCAUGGGAUUGAAAGAAAUGAUGGAUCGACGCGGCAAGUACGUUACAGAGGCCGAUGUCGAGGAUCGUGUUCGGCAGAUGGAAUCGACAAGAGAUAGCAUGAUGGAACGUUUGGAAUACGAAGCCAACCAAAGAAACAUGAGAAGUAGAUUGCAACGAUAA
Cylindrotheca closterium is the source of this 750-nucleotide messenger RNA. The record is from the annotation of a GenBank genome assembly. Lineage: Eukaryota; Bacillariophyta; Bacillariophyceae; Bacillariales; Bacillariaceae.